Molecule: messenger RNA, 5701 nt
Organism: Esox lucius (northern pike)
Lineage: Eukaryota; Metazoa; Chordata; Actinopteri; Esociformes; Esocidae
Exons: 10
Coding region: 2226-5180 (984 amino acids)
Source: RefSeq, a predicted model, not a curated record
ACUUACACUUAAGAGUUUAAUGGUCUGUUUGUCUUCCUUUUUUCAUUUCCUUUUUCGCAUCCAGUAUGAUAGCUAUAUACUACUACCUGCAGUACAAUAUUGUCCAAAUGAGGGUUAAGAGGGUGUAGUAACACAGUCUGUUCCAACACUGCUUUUAUACAGAGAAAUGGUUUGUAAGUAAAACAAAAGUUGGGACACCUGAAGGAAUUGUUAUCAUAAUCUUUCAAGGCGUAAUUUACUUCCAUUGGUGGAGAACAGCUGUAGGUUUUAACAUAUUACUUGGAAAGAAAGUGUUGUUCUUACUGGUUUUUGUACAUCUCAUUAGUAACAGAGUUGCACUAAUCCACUGCAGUCCACUAAAAACACCUUAUUUUAACCAAAACAAAAGGCCAACCAAUGUAUAAAUGUUUUGUUGUGCCCUUGAGUGAGGCAGUUAACUCUAUAUAUAACAAUAUAACAAUUAAUGAUUUAAAUAUAUAUGAGCUGGAGGUUGAAGAGUAUUUUUCACCACAUAAAGAUCUAAUUUAAGUUGAAACCAUAAAAGCUGUAAAGAUGAUAAAUAUUGUACUAUGACAGGCUGCUAAGUGUUAUGACAGUAACUUAAAGGUUAUAGAUUGAAUCCCUGAGCAUACAAGGUAAGAAACCUUUUGUUUUGUAAUUAUUAAAAAAAUAUUGUUGGACCAGAAUCCUGACAAUAUAUUUAGGAUAAAUUUGAGGGUAUUCUCUAGUUCUGAAGUAAUGUCAAGUAAUUUAGUCAGUCAUUCACACUGGUUGCACCCUCUCAAAUGAUUUGAAAUGUACACAAUAUUAAAGAUUCAUAAAAUUUUACAGCAGGUACAGUAUAUGCUACUUAUACUGUAUUGGGGAUCUUGCAUUAGGGAUCUUACCACAGCCCCUGGUUAAUACCACUUCCUUGUUUAUUCUUCUAUUGUUUCAGAUAGCUGACUUGUGAUUGUGUUAAAGCUAGCGCUGUAAUUAAAAUAAUAGUAAACAAAUGUUCCAUAGAAAACUGGUUUGAAAAUCCAUUAUUAGGAUACGCAUUUAUACUGUCAUGCUUGUUGCAUCUCCAUCCCUGCCAGAGUGCAUUGCGCUCGCGCACUUUUUGCCGGUGAGCACUUUUUCUAUUCUCCUCCCCCACCUUGAUAAGCGAAUCCCUUGCUCGUGCUGAAGAGCAUGAUCGAUUUGCGCGCCCGCUAGCAGAUGUGGAACGUUAUUCCUUGAUUUGUUGGCUGCGGUGGAACUUGCUGUCCUGUGUUAAGGUAAGAGUUGACUACCGAAAUUAUUAUUAACCAGUAUUUUAGACUAAUGCUUAUAGGCUUGUUUUUUUUUGUAAGCCAUGCCGUUUCUGGAAACGUAAUUAAUUUCGGGGGAAUUUAUUAUUUCUGAUAGUUGUCUCGUGACCUCGUGUCUGACUGGAGAUGAAUUGGAAACUGUUUUCAAACCUAUUUAAAUAUGAAACAUGUGGUUAGUCAUUAUAUAUUUCGCCAUAUAAUUCGCUGCUUUAUGUAAUUAGCUAGAGCUGUGAAUUAAAAUAAUAUUGACGAUUGUCGAACUGGCUUGCAAAAAAGACGUAUAACUAGCUAAUGGUUAGCUAACAUUAGCCAGCUAGCUUAUUGAGAAAGUUAAAGGAGCUAGGCUAGCUAAGUUUAGCUACAACAUAGGCUAUCACUACUGAGUGGGGGAGGGGAAUAGUCAAUGUUAGGACCAGCAGAAUGUGUGUCUAGAGUGGGGGAGGGGAAUAGUCAAUGUUAAGACCAGCAGAAUGUGUGUGUAGUGUGGGGGAGGGGAAUAGUCAAUGUUAAGACCAGCAGAAUGUGUGUGUAGUGUGGGGGAGGGGAAUAGUCAAUGUUAGGACCAGCAGAAUGUGUGUGUAGAGUGGGGGAGGGGAAUAGUCAAUGUUAGGACCAGCAGAAUGUGUGUGUAGAGUGGGGGAGGGGAAUAGUCAAUGUUAAGACCAGCAGAAUGUGUGUGUAGUGUGGGGGAGGGGAAUAGUCAAUGUUAGGACCAGCAGAAUGUGUGUGUAGAGUGGGGGAGGGGAAUAGUCAAUGUUAGGACCAGCAGAAGGUGUGUGCAACAACAAUGUAUUUUCACAUUAUUGUGUAGUUUGGUAUGAAACAUUGAAAGGCUAAAACAUGAUAAAUAUUUCAAAUUGUUAGCCUAGUAUUUUCUUCUUUACUGGUUAGGGUAUGCUUAUUACUGAUAAAUCCAGGAUUUAAAAUAUUAAAAUGUUUUUGUUUAUGCAGAUUCCUGUGAUGACAACACAACAGGCACUGCAGAGAUUAAAAUGCCGCAUGGAGCUUUUAAAAAAGCACCAUUCAAAGUGUGAGUCCAGAAUGGAAAAGAGAAACAGAGAAGAGCAGACACCUGAUACUGAUGUUGUCAGUACCUCCAAAGAGAUGGAAGAUGGGACUGAGUCUGGGUCGAGAGGCCAUAUGUUCAAUGAUGCACCUCCCUUGAUCAGAACUGAUAGCGUAUAUUUAACCAAAGAAAUGCUUGGAUAUGAUACUGACAACUCAAUAACCAGCACUGACAACAGUGAGGAUGAUUAUGUCCCAGCCUCAUCGGAGUCAUCAGAGGAAGACAGUUCCGCUGGAAUAUCUGGACUCAAGAGAAAUAAGCCAAAGAAAGACGCACGUAAGAAAUGCUUGAUCAAAAGAAAAGAGUACAACAAGACCUAUGAAGGGCACACUAGUACCCCAAAAGAUGUGAGUCUAAGCACUGAAACCUUGGUUGUAUUGAAAGUCUCGCAGGCUGAUGGUUCCAAGAAUUACCACAAAAAAAAGCACUUCUGUCUGUUCUGUGAAGAACCCCAACUGAAAAUUGCACGUCAUUUAGAACGUAAACAUAGUAAGGAAAUUGAAGUAGCUAGUGCCCUUCGAUUUGCAAAGAAUUCAAAAGAAAGGAGACUUCAUCUGAAUCUCCUUCGCAAAAAAGGGAAUCGGGCACACAACAUUCGGGUACUUAAAGAGGGAAAAGGAUUUUUGGUACCUUGUAAACAAACAAGUAAUCAAGACAGCAAUCCAGAGGACUAUCAGCAUUGUUUUGCUUGCUAUGGGCUCUUCAAACGUAAAUUCAUGUGGAAACAUGCGGAACGGUGUACACUAGCAAGUAAAGUUCGCAAAAUGAUGCCUGGGAAAACCCCAAUACAGACACUCUGUGCAAGCUCUCAACCGGUUCCUAAAGAAGUGAGUGAAAAGUUAUGGAAACUUGUAAAUCAUAUGAAUCAAGAUGACAUAGCCCAUGCAAUAAAAGAAGACCGAUACAUAAUCGCCCUGGGUGAAAAAAUGUUCAACAAAAAGGGGGAGAACCGAUCACAACACCAGCACAUUCGUCAAACUAUGCGAGAACUAGGGAGACUUUUGAUUUCAGGUAGAAUGGUGACACCUUUGAAAAAAAUGAAGGAUUAUAUCAACCCCAAGAACUUUGAAUAUGUCAUAAAAGCUGUCAAAGAAGUGGCUGGCUUUAACGAAGAGACAAAUAGGUUUGGAAAGGCCACUCUGGCCACAAAGCUUGGACAAAAUAUACAGAAAAUUGCAGACAUCUUUGAGAGUGAAGCUCUCAUUGCACAGAAUGAAGAGAAGAUGAAGCUUGUCCGUGACUUCAGAGGUAUAUAUCACCUUCGCUGGAAUGAGAUGAUCUCUGCUGCUGCAUACCGUACACUGGAACAGAAGAAAUGGAAUGCACCCCAGCUCAUUCCAUUAGCAGAUGAUGUAAAGAAAAUGCAUAUGUACAUGGAGGAUGAUCAGAAACGAUACUACGAACAACUGUUAAGUCUAAAAACAUCAAAAAAUUGGAGCAAUCUAGUACAGGUGAUACUGGCCCAGAUGAUAAUCUUCAACCGAAGGAGGGACAAAGAAGUGUCUGCUAUGACUGUGGCAACAUUUCUCUCCCGGGACAAAUCUCCAAUUAACCCUGAUGUUUUAGAAGCAUUGACAGAGGUGGAAAAAAUGCUCUGCAAAUAUUUUGAACGCAUAGAAACCCGUGGGAAGAGGGACAGGAAGGUACCGUUACUUCUCACUCCAGUAAUGGUCAAAUCUUUGGAGCUGCUUGUCAAGGAGCGGAGCUCAUGUGGUGUGGGCGACUAUAAUAUCUACUUAUUUGCCAGGCCAGGAUAUGAUACACAUUUUCGGGGAUCCGACUGCAUUCGUGCCUAUGCCAAAAAAUGUGGAGCCCAGCAACCUAAAGCACUAUCCUCUACUAAACUACGAAAACAGGUUGCCACCCUCUCCAGAGUGUUGAAUCUCAAUGAUACAGAACAGGACCAAUUUGCUGACUUCUUGGGUCAUGACAUUAGGGUACAUCGCAAAUUCUACCGUCUACCUGAAGGAACUCUUCAGUUAGCAAAGAUCAGCAAGAUACUGAUGGCCUGUGAACAAGGCAGAUUGACAGAGUUCAAGGGGAAAAGUCUGGACCAAAUCUCCAUUAGCCCCUGUGAAACUCUCAUGUCUGAAAAAAAGGAUGACACAGACUACUCAAAUUUGGAAUCGGAAAGUGUCUCAGAGAAAGCGGAGUCUUCUGAAGAAGAGUCUUCAAAUGGAAACCUGACAGAGAUGACAGCGAUUGGUCACAGGCAGUCAGCACAGAAGGGGAAGCUGGGACAAAAGAGCUGUUCCCACAACACGGCCGUAUCUGAACAAACCGAAGACACAGGCUCCAACUGGGCAUCAGGAAUUCACUCUGAUAGAGAGGAGUCUUCUGAUACUGAUCUGACAGAAGAGAUGACAGCGAUUCGUCACAAGCAGUCAGCACCAAAGGGGAAGCUGGGACGAAAGAGCGGUUCCUACAAAGCUGCCGUGUCUGAAAAAAUGGAAGACGCACACUGGAAUUGGGCAUCAAGAAGUGACCCUGAUAGAGAGGAGUCUUCUUAUACUAUUCUGCCAGGAAAGACGUCAGCGAAACAAGACGUGCAACCAGGACCAGCAAAAAGGUUUGAAAAGCAGUCUUUUUCCCUCCCUGCCAAAGGGGCAAAACAGAAGUGGUCGAGUACGGAGGUGGAUGCAGUUGAACAUUCUUUGAUGGAUUUCAUUCGAAUUGGAAAGACCCCUGGAAAACAAGACUGUGAGAGAUGUAUUUCUGCUUUUCCCCAAGCACUAGUAAACCGGGACUGGAGAGCUGUAAAAUUCUAUGUACGCAAUAGAAUAACUGCAGAUCAAAGACGUCCAAAUGCAAAAUACAUGUGAUUUUUAUUUGUUCUAGCUACAAAAGUUAUAUGGUUAAAAUCUUAACUUGAUAUGGUGGUUCCUCAACCUGAAUCUUGAGUGUGAGCCAAAUUCUGUAAACCAUGAGUUGGUUUAUAUUUAGGAGCCUUUACGAAGUCUAAAAAUCAACAGAAGUAAAUGGGGCUGAUGAGCAUGUUUUUAUUUUUCAUCAGCAUCAAACAAAAUACAAUUUUAUUUUGAACAGGUGAUUAAGACAUUUAUUUUAACUAGGCUCACACUCAGCCAGCUGUUUUGGCGUUUGUUAUAGCUCUUUAAAGAAAGAUUAACUGUUCAUUUUUUGUCCAGUCAGUGACAAACCACUUUAAUAGUUAGUAAGCAAAAAUUUUAUACUUUCAAUGUAGACAUUCUCAUAGGCUUCUUUUAUUUUUCCUGUUGAAUGUUUACAAAAAAAUUACUGCAAUUACAAUAAAAAAAUAAGUAUACUUAAAAUUAUCUAAACUUUAACAAAUUUAAAUAGAAUUAUUUAGUGUAUACAUUUAAAA